Danio rerio (zebrafish) is the source of this 3764-nucleotide messenger RNA. Lineage: Eukaryota; Metazoa; Chordata; Actinopteri; Cypriniformes; Danionidae. The record is from RefSeq and is a predicted model, not a curated record.
AAAAGAUUAGAUUUUGGAGGAUGAAUUGAAAGUAAGUAAAUAAGUCUUUAAAAUAUGGAACUUGAAAAUGUUGGAUGGUUGACUUGAACGUUUGUGCUCCCUAACAGAAAAAAUAUGCGUGCUCUAAAGGAAGCUCUAUGCAAAUAUGUAUUUGAAAGAAUCAGUUUUUAGAAUAAAGGGUUGCAGUCUUUCACAUUGCAAGUAUGUGCAUGCACUUUAUGUAAUGGUGCAAAAAUGUCUCAGCCCACAAGCAGCUCACAGUAAAGAAUAUAAAUACCCCCAGUGAAGACAUUUUAAACAACUGCAAUAGCUGUGAACUCUGAACAACCAGUCAGAAAGUGAUUUCUUAAAGAGCUUUCAAGACAUUUUGUUUCAAACUGUGAUGAGGAUGACUGUGGGAUUGGGAACCCUCUUUUUGAUUUUCAAGGUGUUGUCAUAUGGAUUGGCAGAGAAGUCUCCAUGUAUAACUGGCUUUGAGUCAAAUCUGCUGGUUUUUAAAGUUCACAAAGAUCACCUUCACAAAGGAGAGAGACUCGGAAGAGUCGUUUUUAACACAUGUGAUGGAAGAACAGGAACAGAUUUUCAGUCCACUGAUCAGGAGAUUGAUCUGAACAUGGAUGGGACUUUGAUGAUGAGGAGGUCAGUGACUCUUCAUGAAGGCCUCAAGGAGUUUUCAGUGUUUGCAAGGGACUCCAGUGGCAAGAAGCACAUGGUCUCUGUCAGAGUUGAGCAUGUCCGUUAUCAUGAGGAUCAUGACAUGAAUACUUUAAUGAACACUUCCUCUGUACAGAUGGAAUCUCCUUAUGAUGAUCUGGUUCUGACAUUUCCAAAGUCUUUAACAGGUUUAAAGAGAUUAAAGAGAGGUUGGAUUGUUCCUCCAAUCAGUAUUUCUGAGAAUAGCAGAGGUCCGUUCCCAAAAAGGCUGGUCCAGAUAAUGUCAGAAUUUGCUUCUGAAACUAGGAUGGCAUACAAGGUCACAGGUGAAGGGGCAGAUCUGGAUCCUAAAGGGAUUUUCCAAAUAGAUAGACUAUCAGGGUGGAUAAGUGUGACUCAGAAACUUGACAGGGAACAAAAAGCUUCAUACAAACUUGUAGCUCAUGCAACUGGAGUGGAUGUGAAUAUUGCAAAUAAGCCAAUGGAAAUUUAUAUAAUCGUGACAGACCAAAAUGAUAAUAAGCCUGUUUUUACUCAAAAUCCAUUUAAAGGACAUGUUCCUGAAGCUGCUGGAAAAGGUGAAGUGUUUAUGACGGUCACAGCCACUGAUGCAGAUGAUAAAGAAAAUACUGACAAUGCUGAUAUCAGUUAUGCCAUUAUCAGCCAAGAUCCACCAUCUCCAAAACCUAACAUGUUUGCUAUCAAUCCUGUAAGUGGAGGGAUUUCUAUGCUGGAAACAGGCCUGGACAGAGAGCAAUGGUCCAGUUAUACUUUGGUUAUUACGGCUACUGACAUGAAUGGAGAGGGUGGGUCAACCACUGGCACAGCAAUUAUUACUGUUACAGACAGCAAUAAUAAUGCACCUAAUAAGCCUGAUAAUAAGCCUGUGUUCACUCAAAACCCUUUCAAUGGAAGUGUUCCUGAAACUGCUGGAAAGGGUGAAGUGUUUAUGACGGUCACAGCCACUUAUGCAGAUGAUAAAGAAAAUACGGACAAUGUUGAUAUCAGUUAUGCCAUUAUCAGCCAAGAUCCACCAUCUCCAAAACCAAACAUGUUUGCUAUCAAUCCUUUAAGUGGGGGGAUUUCUGUGCUAGAAACCGGUCUGGACAGAGAGCAAUGGUCCAGAUAUACUUUGGUUAUUACGGCUACUGACAGAUACAGAGAGGGUUUGUCAACCACUGGCACAGCAGUUAUUGCUGUUGCUGACAGCAAUGAUAAUGCACCUCUGUUUGCCAGUAAUUGGGUUAUUCCUCCAAUCAGUGUACUUGAAAAUAGCAAAGGUCCUUUCCCAGUGAGGCUGGUCCAGAUAAACACAAAUUAUGCUGCUGAAACUCAGAUGGAAUACAAGAUUACUGGUGAAGGGGCAGAUAUGGAUCCUAAGGGGAUUUUCCAAAUAGACAAACUAUCAGGGUGGAUCAGUGUGACUCAGCCACUUGACAGAGAAAAAAAAGGUUCAUACCAUCUUGUAGCUCAUGCAAAAGGACUGGAUGGAGAUAUUAAAGAAAAACCAAUGUGGAUCGCUGUAACUGUGAUAGACCAAAAUGAUAAUAAGCCAGUGUUUACUCAAAGUCUUAUUAAUGGAAAUGUUCCUGAAGCUGCUGGAAAGGGUGAAGUGUUUAUGACGGUCACAGCCACUGAUGCAGAUGAUAAAGAAAAUUCUAAUAAUGCUGAUAUCAGUUAUUCCAUUAUCAGCCAAGAUCCACCAUCUCCAAAACCAAACAUGUUUGCUAUCAAUCCUGUAAGUGGAGGGAUUUCUGUGCUGGAAACAGGCCUGGACAGAGAGCAAUGGUCCAGAUAUACUUUGGUUGUUAUGGCUGCUGACAUGAACGGAGAGGGUUUGUCAACCACUGCCACAGCAGUUAUUACAGUAACUGACCCAGCCGUCUAGAGGGCAUCAUCGCCACUGUAAAGCCCAUGAACUAUGAUAAGAGCAAGCAGUGGUAACGAUGAUACAUUUGUCGACUCUUUGCCUACUUCAACUGCCAAGGUUAUUGUGAAUGCAAAAGACGUGAAUGACCCGCCUGAGUUUAUUCCAAAGGUUAUUUCCAAUUGUGAAUAUUUACCAGCUGGUGGUGAACUGGUCUCUCCGUGAACAAGCUACUGAUCCAGACACUGGAAAAUCAGAAAAAUCUUGCUUGUGUAACAGAGUUAUUUUGGUAAUAUUAUUUUCACUCAAAAUCCUUUUUUCUAUUGAGUAUAACUUUUAUUUACUUCAUUUGAUAAUAUUAUAUAUAUUAUUUUAUCGUUUUGAGUUUAUGCUUGUAUGUGACUUUCAGGACCUGUUCAAGUGUACUGUCACUUUAAGAGUGUAUACUCGUUCGUGUGCGCGCUCAUCGCUCUCUCAGUUCACUUCCUUCUGAGCUGAGAGAAGGUUGUCUCGUGGUUAAUGGAGACAUUAAACGGUAAUAUUAUUGACGGUUGAUGGUAUAUUUUAAAUCUAAAAUGUUUGUUGCUUCGCUAAACAUACUCUGUGAUGUGGAAAUAUGAAACUGUGGUUCUAAAUGGUUGUGAUUGAGAUCGUUUGCAUUUGUGAGUGAGAUUAGCACAUAUUAGCAUGCUGUAAUUACUCCUCGUGUGCCAACAGGUUGUUUAAUGAAGAUCAUAAUCACAGAAUGCAUGUUUUCAACACAUUUUCCAUUUGUGCAGGUAUGUUUUUGUAUUGUUGGUAGUUUUUGUGAUUUCAUGUCAUUAAUAUUAAUUUAGUCUUAUGUUAAGCAGAUUAGUUUAAUACAUGUUCUUUCAAGAAAUCGCUAUCGCAGUUCACUUCCUUCUGAGCUGAGAGAAGGUUGUCUCGUGGUUAAUGGAGACAUUAAACGGUUGUUUAAUGAAGAUCAUAAUCACAGAAUGCAUGUUUUCAACACAUUUUCCAUUUGUGCAGAAAAUAAAGACAGUGCCAAGCGGUAAGAGGUUUGGAGUCCUUUAUUGAAAAACAACAACACAACGCAGGACGGAUUCCACUCGUGUGGGACCCGUUACACUUGCUUAUUUGUAUAAAUGUAAUUUCUUUGACUAAUGAUCUGUCCUGCUAUAAUCACAUAUUUUUGUUUUGUUUAUUAGAGACUAGAUGCAGUCUAACUGCUUUUUAUUAAUAAAGAUAAAUGUAGAGCACC